AAAUACAGCACUGAAUGGACUUUAAGUUCACAGAUUGUGUCCAAUACUUGAUUACUGUCUAAUCGAUGGUUUAGAUCCUUCUACCAGUUUAGUAAUUAUCUCAACCAUCACUUGAUUAGAUCCAAUAUGAAGACAUUGUUGAGCAGUUUGUAUAGAAAUGAUUGCAAACUGUGGUCACACGUGGUGUCCACCAAAUGGUCCACCAAUUCAAGAGCGUAUUCAUCCGUUUCGACAAUCAAUCAAAAUGUUGUCAACGAAACCAAACUGAACUCAAAGACCAUUCGCACGGAAGCGAAGGCCAAUUGGAUCCCAUUCUCGAGACCAAGACAUGGCUGCUUCACACAAGAGAUGCCACAACUGGACAAUCAGUUCACUUGCGACGCCUUUCUUCAGCGAUAUCUGCAAAGAGUUCUCCCAAAAGAUAUGUAUAACGAGAUCAGCGGUGAUUUGACACGAUUUGGCAGUCGUGUGGCCACUGAUGUCUACGAAUUAGGUGUUGAAUGUGACAAACAUCUGCCACAACUGGUCCAACAGAACGCUUGGGGACACAUCUGCAAUGAUCUCUAUGUCUGCAAUGCAUGGAAGCAACAGAAGAUAGUGUCAGCCGAAGAAGGGGUCGUUGCCAUCGGUUAUGAACGCAAAUACCGGCAGUUCUCGCGAUUAUAUCAAUUCGCGAAACUCUUUCUGUACGCCCCGUCCUCUGGACUCUACUCGUGUCCCAUAGCUAUGGUCGACGGCGCCGCCAAAACCAUUGAAUCUCUGGCUCUCGACAAACAGCCUCUCUAUGAAGACAUCUUUGAACGGCUCACCACUCGAGACGCCAACAGAUUCUACACAUCCGGACAAUGGAUGACCGAAAAGGGCGGCGGAUCUGAUGUCGCCGGCGGUACUGAGACAGUGGCCGUCCCUAUGGGUCGGGAUAUGUUUAAACUGUAUGGUUAUAAAUGGUUCUCUUCGGCCACCGACGCAGACAUCGCCUUAACAUUGGCCCGAAUUGCUGACGACGAGGGAAAUGUAUUACAGGGAACGCAAGGACUGACACUGUUUUUACUGAAAGUCAGAGACGAUACGAGCAAACAAUUGAAUGGCAUUGAUAUGAUUCGACUGAAAGACAAAUUAGGGACCCGUCAGGUGCCCACCGCUGAGUUACUUCUGGACGGCACUGUCGCUCAUAAAAUGUCUGAAGAGGGCAGAGGUGUGGCCGCCAUCGCCAAUAUGCUUCAAAUGACACGCAUUCAUAAUGCUGUUGGAAGUGCAGGUUCUAUGAGAAGAAUAAUAAGUAUUGCCAGAGAUUAUGCUCAGAGAAGGAAAGCAUUUGGCAAACCCAUCAGUCAGUAUCCAAUUCACAUGCAAACACUGGCCCGUAUGGACAUCGAG
This is a messenger RNA of Oppiella nova, 1377 nucleotides long. The record is from the annotation of a GenBank genome assembly. Lineage: Eukaryota; Metazoa; Arthropoda; Arachnida; Sarcoptiformes; Oppiidae.